Aspergillus nomiae NRRL 13137 is the source of this 1128-nucleotide messenger RNA. RefSeq names its product P-type ATPase. The transcript has 5 exons. Lineage: Eukaryota; Fungi; Ascomycota; Eurotiomycetes; Eurotiales; Aspergillaceae. Bases 1 to 1128 code for a protein of 375 amino acids. The record is from RefSeq and is a predicted model, not a curated record.
AUGAGUUCUUCAAUGCCUCUCGUAGGCCCCAGUUUGGCUAUCUUCGUCGUUUCCGUUGUGAUGAUGGCUCUCUCCACUGUGACAGUCCUGCUGAGGACCUUCGUGCGACUGUAUAUCCUCAGAGCCUUUGGUUGGGAUGACGUCCUUAUACUGGCAGCUCUAGCUUUAUUCGUGACAUUGAGCGUCUGCUGUUUCAUCGGGACAAUGAAUGGUGUCGGCCGCUCAAGGGCAGAGUUCACAAAUAUGGAAGUCUAUAGAAAGGCCUUGCUAUACUGGUGGCUCAGUCAGAUCUUCUACGUAUGGGCGUCCGCCCUGACCAAGGUAUCUAUUGCUAUCUCUCUCCUUCGGUUAACAGUUUUAAAGAUUCAUCGUGUGAUUCUUUGGAGCAACAUCGGUCUUACCAUUGCUGUCGGUGUCAUGUUUUGGCUUGUCUUGCUCCUGGCCUGCGAUCCAAUAUCCUACUUCUGGGAUUUUGCGGAUCCCACGAAAUCAGGGACUUGUAUGUCCGAGAAGAUCCUGGUCGAAAUCGCGUAUGUUUACAGUUCUCUGACAAUCGUGUGUGAUUUGACGCUUGGAAUUCUGCCUUACUUCCUCGUCUGGAAGCUUCAGAUGAACAACAGAACGAAGUUUGCAGUUGGAGGAAUUCUCAGCAUGGGCGCCAUUGCAAGCGUCGCUGUCAUAAUUCGACUUCCGUUCCUUCACUUCUAUGCAGAUGCUAAUUUCCUACGUUCCACCUACCAGAUCGCCAUCUGGUCCGUCGUUGAAACUGGCCUCGGAAUCACAGCAAGCAGCCUCGUAACUCUUCGUCCCCUUUUCCGCUGGCUGCUGGAUGAAAGCCUAUCGCCCGUUCGGCAUGCGCGCAGCUCCGGAAGAGACUCUGGCAAAUACCCGCUCUCCAGCCUGAAAAGUCAUGGCUUGAAGAACUCUGACGAUCCGAGCUUUUGGCGCCCCGAUUGUAGGUCCGAAAAUGACAACGGUGUGAUUAGUACCGUAUUGUCUUCCCUGCCUCAGGAUUCUAUCGAUUACAGCAGCAGCCAGGAGGCUUUGAAUCAUCAAAUGUGGCCUGCCACUUUGCAAGAUCAUAUCACUAUUCAAAGGACUCUAGUACAAACUACGUCAGAGCGAUAG